ACCUGUUGGUAAGAACAGUAAACGUGUUAGCAAUUCUAAAUGCUGAUUGUCACUGAAUCUGGUGUGUUUAGGCAUGCUAACCUGCCACGAUGAAGUAUAAUCUGUUAAUUUGCCUUUCAGAUUCAAACCCUAUCGUCUCAUCAUUAAGCAAGAUGGAGUGCAGAGGCAGUGUUAGACCUUUUGUUCAUUUCAACGCCAAACAUGAUGCUGAACUUCUCCAUAAGGCCAUGAAAGGAAUUGGUACAGAUGAAGAUGCCAUUCUCAUGGUCCUGACUUCCCGCAGCAAUGAUCAACGUCAGGAGAUCAAAGCAGCUUAUAAAAAAGCCUAUGGGAAGGACUUAGUCAGUGCCCUGAAAUCUGAGCUCGGUGGGCUGUUUGAGAACCUGAUUGUGGCAUUGAUGACGCCUCCGGUCUUAUAUGAUGCAACUCUGCUACACAAGGCUCUGAAGGGUGCAGGGACUGAUGAUCAAGUACUGAUUGAGAUCUUGGCCUCCAGGACUGGUGAAGAGAUUAAAGAAAUCAUCAAAGUCUACAAGAAAGAGUUUGGUGGCAAACUGGAGAAGGAUAUCAGCAGUGACACUGGAGGGAGCUACGGUAGACUGUUGGUGAUCCUGCUGCAGGGGAGCAGGGAGGAGGGAGUUGAAGAGGACAAAAUCGAAAAUGACGCCCAGGACCUGUAUGCUGCCGGUGAGGGCAAGUUUGGCACAGACGAGGAAAAAUUCAUCACGAUUCUUGGCAACAGGAGCUCAGAGCAUCUCCAGAAAGUGUUUGAUGCGUACAAGAAACUGUCUGGCUCUGACAUAGAGGACAGCAUUAAAGGCGAGACCACCAGGAAUCUGGAAGACUUACUGCUGGCUGUUGUGAAAUGUGCCAGAAAUGUCCCAGGCUUUUUUGCUGAAGGCCUCCAUAAAUCCAUGAGGCGAGCUGGAACUGAUGAUGACUCCCUGAUGAGGAUAAUGGUGUCGAGGAGUGAGGUGGACAUGUUGGACAUCAGAGCAAACUUCAAGAAGAUGUAUGGACAAUCUCUUUACACUACCAUCCAGGAGGACACAGCAGGAGACUACCAGAAAGCCUUGCUGUACCUCUGUGGUGGGAAGGAUUAAUCAUGUUUGAGUGAUGAGCCACUGUGACACAGUUCUACUCACAAAGAAUAAGAUAUUGAUCCAUGUUCCUCUUCCUUUCUGACUUUACUGUUGAUUUGAUUAAUGGAAAUCACACCCACAUAUCUGCACCAUGAAUGCCACUUACAGUUAACUUCAUGUAUUCAUUAAACAGCAGCCCUUUUUCAGUGGUCAGUGGAGAAGCAGGCUUGAUUUUAAAAUAGAAAAACGCAUUGUGUACUAAAUGAUAAGGGGUACUACGUUGCUGCUUCUAGUCAGGUUCACAAUGAUGGCAAUUGGUUACCUCAUUCGUGCUCUUUGUAAGUGUUAAAUCAGCUCACAGAAUACAAUACUGCUGAUCAAUUAUUUAGGCAACAUGUCCACUGCACUGAUGCUGUCAUUAAUAACAAAUGAGAUGCUGAUCCUGAGUAGAAAUCCAAACCUGCUGUCAGUAAUUAAUAAGUAAUAGAAGUUCAUUAUACAUUUGUUGGCUUAAAUUAGGAGCUUUUCAUGAAGGACACAUGUGUUAAUCCACAGAAGAUGACAAAUGGUCCAGGUUGUGGAAGUUGGACCACAGGGUGGCAGCAAAGUUUAGAAUCCGCCCCAGAUUUCACCAUAGUGAACUAAAGGAACCAACGUUGAUAUAAAACAAAUAGGUCUUUAGAGUUUAUUUUUAACUUUAUAUAUUCAUUGAAAGGUCCUAAAACUAAAGUUCUUAAAGUUGAACAUGUCUCAUUUUUCUUAAACUGUAAUAGAUUUUAUUGGUUUAUCUCACAUUUCCAGAUGCUGGAUUUAUAAGCUUUUUACUGUCUCUGAAUGUGUUACUGUGUUGUUUGCAUAUUUCUUCAUAUGUUACAUUAAUUCUCUAGUCUCAUAUGUAAAGUCUUUGUGAAAAGCUCAAUAAAUUGUGAGAAAUCCCUCUUA
Girardinichthys multiradiatus is the source of this 2024-nucleotide messenger RNA. It is a transcript of the gene anxa5a, whose product is annotated as annexin A5a. Gene Ontology annotation, molecular function: calcium ion binding; calcium-dependent phospholipid binding. Bases 90 to 1103 code for a protein of 337 amino acids. The transcript is spliced from 12 exons. Gene Ontology annotation, biological process: negative regulation of coagulation. The record is from RefSeq and is a predicted model, not a curated record. Lineage: Eukaryota; Metazoa; Chordata; Actinopteri; Cyprinodontiformes; Goodeidae. Gene Ontology annotation, cellular component: cytoplasm.